AACAAUUUUACAUGUGCUUGAAUGAGGUUAAGUAAUAUUUAAGUUGAUUUUAUACAAACAAUAAAGUUAUUAAAAAUGAAGAUGUUGAAAGCUGAUCAAAAACUACAUGAUUCCAAAGUCAAAGAACGGAAGAAGAAUAUUAUUUCAGGUAGCAAAGUUAAGAAGUCAAAGAAAGUUCAAUCUCAAAAUGCAAAACAGCAGGAGAAUAAUAUUCUCAAUUCUAUCAACAAUACAUGUAAUAGAGGUGCUAGUGGAUAUUUUGUAAGAUAUGAAGGAACAAGCAAUAAUGACAAUUUAAAGGAAGAAGUAAAGCCACUGAAAAGUAAUGAGAAAACAAAAAAUAGCAAUAAUGUAAAGGCUGUUCAAAAACCUCUGAAAAGUGAUACUAUUAAAAGUAACCAAACUAAUGAGAAAACAAAGAAGAAAGUUUUAAAGAAACCUGCUGUUAAUGUUAAAAUGACCAAUGAAAGACAAUUCACUGGCAAUUUUUUUAAAGCAUGUGAGUUAAACUCUAAGAUGAUUAAAAAUGGAUUACUUGUACUUGGAUGUGUGAUUGAAAUUACAGAAACUUAUUGUACAAUUAGCAUACUUGAUGCAUUCAAGGCUAAGCUUGCUUAUGAAAAUGGACAAGUUUUUAAAGUAGGAGAGUAUAUUCCAGUACGAGUAAUAAAAAAUAUGAAUGGAAUUGAAGUGACAACUAAUCCCAAAGAAAUCAAUGAAUUUGUUAACUUAACAGAUGGAGCAAUAGUUUGGGGGAAGAUAUCUAAAAAGACAGAUAAGGCUUAUAUUGUAGAUAUUGGAUUAUCCAAAAAAGCCAAAUUGCCACUUUCAAAAGUUAAUGAUAACAAUUUAGACAUAGGCCAAUCAAUGUAUGUCAAGUGUGAAAAGAUUAUUGAUUCUAAAGUAGAAUUAACUAUUUGCAAAGAAUCAUCUAAUUGUUCAAUGAAGAAAGCAGAUUAUUUAAUUCCUGGAACUGUCUUAAAUUUUACUGCUGAGAAGGCCUUUGGUAUCUGGUUAAGAGGAAGCGUUUUUGAAAAUAGUAUAGCGUACAUUCAUAAAAAAUAUCUGACAACAUUCCUUAAUAAAUAUACUAUUGGGGAAGAGUUUUUGGCAACCGUGCUGUUUGUUGAUCCACUAAGUAAAGUUAUUUAUUUGUCGAAGAAAUCUACAGAAUUAAAAACGCCAAAAGAAUUUGAACAGAAGCAGUAUAGAGCGAAAGUAUUGAAAAAGGUCGAAGGUGGAGUUUCGGUUGCUUUUCAUGGCGUCUCUGGCUUAAUAAAAGAUUUUGUACCCAAUUUGUAUAGUUUGAUAGGGAAACUAGUUAAUAUUGAAGUGAUAGAAUAUCUUUAUUUCGAAAAUGUAUUUUCUUGUAAAAUGGUGGAACAAAAAGAGAAGGUUGUAAAGAGGAAAAUUGAAAAUGAUGAAUCCGCAGAAGAAACUAAAAAACAUAAAAUCGAAGAGGUAGACAUGGAUCAUGGAAGUGAUUCAGAUUCCGAGAGCGACGUCGAUGACGAGGAAGAUAAAAUUGAUUUGAAUUCAUCGAGCAGUGAAAGCGAAGAUGAUGAAAAAACUGGCCCAAUUUUACCCGGUAUUGGUACAAUGCUUCAAUCCAAAACCAUUAAACAAGAUCUUGUUGAUCAAUUAAGUUCUGAUGACGAAGAAAAGGAGGAAACCGAUGGAAAAAAGAAAAGGAUGACGAAGGGACAAAAAUUCAAAGCGGCGCGUGAAGAAGAAUCUCGCUUAAGGGAGAUUGAAAUGGAUUUGGCAGAUUCUAGCAAGUUGCCUCAAAGUGCGGAACAAUUUGAUCGUGUACUUUUAGGAUGUCCUGAUAAUUCGGAAAUGUGGAUUAGAUAUAUAGCAUUCCACAUGCAGUCAACCGAGUUCGAAAAAGCACGAGCUGUCGCUAAGAGAGCUAUUGAAAAGAUUUCCUAUACGGAAAACCAAGAGAAAUUAAACAUUUGGAUAGCAUACAUGAACUUAGAAAACAUGUAUGGAACAAAAGAAUCGUUCCAAAAAGUAUUCAACGAAGCCUUGAAAUUCAAUGACGAUCUUGUUAUUUAUAUAGAAGCUAUUAAAAUGCUUGCUGAUAUGCAAAAAUAUGAUGAGAUGGAGGAGAAUAUACGAAAAGCAAAAGGAAAAUUCAAACAAGAUGUUAAAAUGUGGUUGGAAAUUGGCAAAGUUUAUUACCAAUGCAAACGAUUCUCAGAUGCGAGGUCUUUGAAAAAUGCUGCUUUACUUACUUUAUUGAAUAAGAAAACACAUUUGAACUUAAUUGUUCAGUUUGCAUUGAUGGAAUUUAACUUGGGCGAACAAGAGCAAGGUCAGGCUCUUUUUGAAACCAUACUUCAAGCUGAUCCAAAGCGAGUGGAUGUGUGGAAUACCUACGUAGAUCAGUUGGUUAAAAUUAACCAAAUUGAAUUAGCCAGGGCCGUUUUGAAACGGGCAGUCGGCCAAAAGUUACGGUACAAAUGUAUGAAGUCACUUUUCAGGAAGUUCCACAACUUUGAGAAGUCUCAUGGCACUGAAGAAAAUGUAGAAGAUGUUAAAAAAUUGUUAGAAGAGUAUACUGAAAAAUAA
Nicrophorus vespilloides is the source of this 2577-nucleotide messenger RNA. It is a transcript of the gene Rrp5, whose product is annotated as rRNA biogenesis protein rrp5. Gene Ontology annotation, cellular component: small-subunit processome; nucleus; nucleolus. Gene Ontology annotation, molecular function: protein binding; RNA binding. Gene Ontology annotation, biological process: rRNA processing. The transcript is spliced from 12 exons. Bases 76 to 2577 code for a protein of 833 amino acids. Lineage: Eukaryota; Metazoa; Arthropoda; Insecta; Coleoptera; Silphidae. The record is from RefSeq and is a predicted model, not a curated record.